GCCGUAUAGCCCCCAAGAGUCUUUUCACCACCAAAGUUACAUUUUGAGUCUGUUCAUAGGCAAGGCAUGGCUUCAUCUAUCACUCUGAUCGCAGUCUUUUCAAUUGCCCUGUUUGCAUGCAUCACUGAAGCAAGGAAGAAUCCUACGGACUCUUUGCAAUCUGCUGGCAUUAAUGAGCAUACUGAGGACAAUCACCACGCAGAGUUGUCCCUUUCCAAUCAGAAGAAGACAAGUGAUGGUAACACAUUGAAGGAUUUCGAGUCGAAGCCGGGCUCCUUACUCUGGAACUAUCAAGGCAACCACGCUGAGUCUAAGUCUAAGGAAGAGAAGCCUCUUAUGAAAGACUUUGAGUCGAAACUCGGUUCCUUACUACUCUAUCACUAUCAAGGCAACCACGCUGAGUCUAAGUCUAAGGAAGAGAAGCCUCUUAUGAAAGACUUUGAGUCGAAACUCGGUUCCGUACUACUCUAUCACUAUCAAGGCAACCACGCUAAAUCUAAGUCUAAGGAAGAGAAGCCUCUUAUGAAAGACUUUGAGUCGAAACUCGGUUCCUUACUACUCUAUCACUAUCAAGGCAACCACGCUGAGUCUAAGUCUAAGGAAGAGAAACCUCUUAUGAAAGACUUUGAGUCGAAACUCGGUUCCUUACUACUCUAUCACUAUCAAGGCAACCACGCUGAGUCUAAGUCUAAGGAAGAGAAACCUCUUAUGAAAGACUUUGAGUCGAAACUCGGUUCCUUACUACUCUAUCACUAUCAAGGCAACCACGCUGAGUCUAAGGAGGUGAAAGAUAAUUAAUGUCCAGGGAAGCCGCAACUUUACCUCUGAAUGGACUACGGACAUAUAUGUCUUCUAGCUGGUCUGAUUUUCUCCAAGCGUUCCGUAUAAUGUGUGAUAUGUAAUAAAUGCAGUUCUUCUUUCAACCAAGCGUUCCGUAUAAUUAAUUAAAUGAAAGUCAGUAACGUUGAGUGCAUUUUUUGUUUC
This is a messenger RNA of Coffea eugenioides, 984 nucleotides long. RefSeq lists its product as uncharacterized. The transcript is spliced from 2 exons. The record is from RefSeq and is a predicted model, not a curated record. The coding region runs from base 67 to 798 and encodes 243 amino acids. NCBI's taxonomy places the organism in Eukaryota, Viridiplantae, Streptophyta, Magnoliopsida, Gentianales, Rubiaceae.